Molecule: messenger RNA, 582 nt
Organism: Prorocentrum cordatum
Lineage: Eukaryota; Dinophyceae; Prorocentrales; Prorocentraceae
Source: the annotation of a GenBank genome assembly
UGGACUUCGUAGUAUUGGUUGUCAUAUGUUGUUGUUAUCAUCACCACCAUUAGCACUGCUAGUAUUAUUGUUGGUAGUAGCAUUACCAUCAUUACUAGUAUUGUCUCUGUUUGCACCUCGUGCCUCGGUUGCCCAUCGCACGCGCGGGAACCUGAAGAGUGAAUUGACGCAUUCAGUGACCCGGAAAACGUACCCGCUGAUUGGAGUUUUGACGGCCAUUGUCCCACCGAUUGGGCGGGGCGCGCCUUUUGGGCGCGCUCCUGGGGUGGCACUGGGACCCCGCGUCCAGGGCGCCCUGGUCCCGAACAUGGCCAGGCAAGGCGGAGGGCCGCGAGCAGGACUGCGGGCUGCCCGGCGCGCUGCUGGGGCUCUGCGACCGACAGUGCUACAUCCCGGGCGCCGAGUGCCCGCUGGCGCGCGGCGCGGAGAGGCGGCGGGAGCUCGGAGAGGAGGGCCAAAACCCGUCGCUGAACCUCGCCCACGCGGUGGUGAUCGCGCUCUACGAGCGUCGGCGGCAGCUGCGGGCGGCCGCCAGGGCUGCGCCCGCUGCCCCCCUGCAGUGAGAGGUCGCGCAGAAAAAAA